GCAAAGAAACCAGAUGUUACUUGCACUUUUCUUUGUCAUCAGAUGGGACUCUGUAUUUAAAAUCUUCUCCACCUCUUCCUGUGGUUGUUGCCUGUGUUGGUAUAAAUGAUCAUGCAAACACAGAGAUGGUUUGGGGAAAGUAGUUAAUUUAUUCACUUGAGAUUCAGCCUGAUCCUUGAGAGCACUUCGGUGGUGGUGUUAAAUGGAGAAAUGAGAGCUCUUUCACUGGUAUUGUCUGAGUGAUCUGAAACUACAGUGAAACCAGUUGAUCACUAUGAAUGACACCAACAACAGCACCCCAAUAUGCUAUUCCAACACCAGCACUCCAUUUAAGUAUGACCCAAACAUGGGUAAAGUCCACUACUCGGCCACCUUCACCACUUUGGGUCUCACCUCAAAUCUCAUCGCCUUUAUUGUUCUUAUCAAAUCCUGCCAGCGAGUACAAAGCCGCUCACGCUCUUUCUUCCUCAUCUUCCUGGGCGGCCUGGUUGUUACUGACUUCAUGGGUCUUCUGGUUACAGGCACUGUUGUGGUUUCCUUCUACAUUACACGUGUUGAUUGGAGUCAGAAGGACCCCACUUGCCAUUUCUGCAACUUUAUGGGUAUGUCUAUGGUGUUCUAUGGACUGUGUCCACUGCUGCUCAGUGCCACGAUGGCCGUGGAGCGCUUCAUUGGCAUCAACCAUCCAUUUGCACGUUCCACCAGCAUGUCCAAAGGACGGACCGUUUCCAUGGUGUUGAUGGUGUGGUUUGUUGCUGGCUGCAUAUCACUGCUACCCCUAACAGGCUUUGGUAGCUAUCACAUUCAGACGCCCGGCUCCUGGUGCUUCCUUAACGUCAGCCCAGAGAGGAAUGAUGUGGCCUUCUCCCUGCUCUUCUCCCUGGUUGGACUGAUUAGCAUCACUGUGUCAUUUCUGCUGAACACAGUGAGUGUGGUGACUCUGAUUAAGGUGUGCUGUGGGCCGGACAGGAUCCAGCGGCGCCGAGACCAUGAAGUGGAAAUGAUGGUGCAGCUUAUCCUGAUCAUGCUCAUCGCAACUAUCUGCUGGUGCCCCCUUUUGGUCUUUAUUGCGCAAACUGCUCUGUCCGGAAGUCGCCUCCAGGUCAAAUAUCUUGUCCUAUGGAUACGCUUUGCCACCUGUAACCAGAUCCUAGACCCAUGGGUUUACAUCCUAUUUCGCAGGUCUGUUUUGAAAAGAGUGUACCCUCGCUUCAACUUGUCCGAGAGCUCCGUCAUGACCUUGUAUCCAUCAAUUCGAGAUACUGUCCGCAGAUUCACACAAGCUUCCCUUGGGAGCACCUUGAGCUCAGAUGGCAUGGGAGAGACAGAGAAACCAAAUGUAACACCCCUAUCUACUUCAAAGCCACCACCUCCUUCUCCAUGAGUUGCCAAUGUAUCAGCAUCACAUUAGUCAUAGAAUUUCCACUGUUUAAUGACAUGUCAGCUAUGAUGUGGAUAAGUUGGAAAGCUAUGCAAACAAUAUGAUAGUGCUUCAUUUUGUUGUGUUAUGAAGUGUUGAUACAGUAUUUCAGAUAGGACAGCAUUUAAUUAGUUACAAGGAUCGAACCUGUGAUGCAUCAACAAAAAAAGUAUCCUGUCAACCAGACAGAGCUAGCACUUAUGUCAGCCAGAGCACAUUUAAUACUAAGUGUGUUGCUUCCUCUAUAUGUGCUGUUCCUUUGAGUUCUUUUCUGACAUUUGAAUGUUAAAUAUCAAGUUAUAUUAGAGAAGAGCAGAUUGUUUUAGUGAGAUGGUUAAAACUGCUGAGAACUUGCAACCCAGAUGAAUGUUACUGUAUUUUUGUGAAACCCUUGAAUGUUUGUGAUUUUCAAGAGCAUCAAGCUCUGAUUAUUGCCUUAUUAUUUUAUGAUGUAUAAGAAAAUUUGUAUAAAAUGUAUCCAAGAGAAGAUCAUGGACCCGCAGCACAUUAGAUAUAAUCUAUAUACUCAUGUUUGCUAGCACUACUGCUGUUAUUCCUUAGAAAAAAAAUUAUACAUAUAUAUCUUUAUAUAUAUAUAUAUUUCUCUUGUAUUGUGCUGUAUGAAAUAUUGUUACUGCUGUGUCCAUAUGGUUUAAACUCCAAUCAAUAAUCACUUCCAUACUACUGCUCUUGUGUAACUGUUGAAGCACUUUUGUAUUAUUUACCCUUGUUCUCAGAAAGUGAUCUUUGGGCUUUUAACACUGAAAUGCACGUGCAUUGUUUCUGUGAAUGGAAAGUGACAAUUGAAAGUUAUUUCCCAGAAAUGAGGUUAGGGAGUGUGAUUAAUUGUAAGUGGUUGUGGUUUCAUUUGUAAGUAAAAGUAAGUUUGAAUGUAUAUGUAUGUACAAUUUGUAAUCUGGGUUGAUGCUUUAAAAAUAGAUUAAGCUGUUGAUUAAGUUUUUCAGUUAAAUAAAUGAUCAGCUUAAACAUU
Molecule: messenger RNA, 2411 nt
Organism: Melanotaenia boesemani (Boeseman's rainbowfish)
Lineage: Eukaryota; Metazoa; Chordata; Actinopteri; Atheriniformes; Melanotaeniidae
Gene: tbxa2r
Product: thromboxane A2 receptor
Exons: 3
Coding region: 275-1384 (369 amino acids)
Biological process (GO): positive regulation of vasoconstriction; positive regulation of blood pressure; positive regulation of cytosolic calcium ion concentration
Cellular component (GO): plasma membrane
Molecular function (GO): thromboxane A2 receptor activity
Source: RefSeq, a predicted model, not a curated record